GAAUUUGACAACAACGUUUAUCCAGAAGACGGCAGAAUCAGCCAUACUGUUUGUGUACUGGUGUCAUUACUUGGAUCGCUUCAAGUUUCAAUUGAGCGGACACUUCCGAUUUUGAAUUAGGAUGAACACGAGCCUCAUACUAGCCCGAUUGGGCGCAUCCUCGCGUCUCAUGUGUCUGCCUCCACGGGCCUUGAGCUGGCACGGAGGGGUGCGCCACCAAUCGGCCCCACCUCACGGCUCCGUGGCCGGAUUCAAGGGCGAAGACACCGCGGCCGAGCAGGACCCCACCGGGGCCAACUACUCGCCGCAUCAAGUGGACUUGAAGACCAAUAAAGCCGAAUGGGCCUUGGCUCGAAUGGACGACCUCAUCAAUUGGGGUCGAAAGGCCUCGCUGUGGCCUUUGACCUUCGGGCUGGCCUGCUGUGCCGUGGAGAUGAUGCACAUUGCCGCGCCACGCUAUGACAUGGACCGUUACGGGGUGGUAUUUCGGGCCUCGCCCCGCCAAGCCGACGUGAUCAUCGUGGCCGGCACGCUCACCAACAAGAUGGCCCCGGCCUUCCGACGCGUCUAUGAUCAGAUGUGCGAGCCCAGAUGGGUGAUUUCCAUGGGAAGUUGCGCCAACGGCGGCGGAUACUACCACUACUCCUAUUCGGUAGUUCGUGGAUGCGACCGCAUUGUGCCCGUCGACAUUUAUGUGCCGGGCUGCCCACCCACGGCUGAGGCCCUGAUGUACGGCGUGCUUCAGCUCCAGAAGAAGAUUAAGCGGAUGAAAGAGUCCCAGAUGUGGUACAGAAUGUAAUCCUUAUUGUUUCACCCUCCGGCGAGGACGGCACCCUAGGCGACGAAAUACUAGAUAAUAGCAGUCAAAAUGGCGGGUUAGGAUUUAGGAAAAUUGGACUCUGGCUCAGCCAUGGAUGGACUGACACAAUUUCAUUUAUUGUAAGAGGGGUUUGAAUUAAAAUACAUACAGAAUGCCACAACAAAGGGUAAUCAAAUAAAUGCUCGCUGCCGUGAUGCCGUGCCCA
Messenger RNA from Tigriopus californicus, 1025 nucleotides. RefSeq names its product NADH-quinone oxidoreductase subunit B 2-like. Lineage: Eukaryota; Metazoa; Arthropoda; Copepoda; Harpacticoida; Harpacticidae. Gene Ontology annotation, biological process: mitochondrial respiratory chain complex I assembly; aerobic respiration; electron transport coupled proton transport. Gene Ontology annotation, molecular function: 4 iron, 4 sulfur cluster binding; quinone binding; NADH dehydrogenase (ubiquinone) activity. The transcript has a single exon. The record is from RefSeq and is a predicted model, not a curated record. The coding region runs from base 122 to 799 and encodes 225 amino acids.